AUGAAGCAAGAGGUGGAGACCGGCUAUAUGGGCUACGACUCCAACAACAAGGUCGCUUGGCUCAAGGAGCGGCGCGAGGAGCAGUCCAACCCGGACGGCCUCAACUACCCGGAGGAUGAAGAGCUCGACAACAAAGCCUUCGAUGAUAGCGAGAAGCUUUUCACCGACCUGGCGACGGCCAUUGCACCUCUGAUACACACGUUGGGUGUCAGCUUUAGCUACAUCAUGAACCCUCUCCUGCGAGUGUCCAUGACGAAGAACGAAGAGGAGGAUUACUUGCCCGAGUCCGUGCGGGACAUGAUGCAAGAUCCAGAUUCGGGUUGGACGGUGCCUGUUCAGGAGUACCUCUUCUUCUCUCGACGGAGAAGGCUCUGUGUGAUGCAUCUCAUCGAAGCCGAAGGGGGCGAUGUGUGGUUCUACCCGAAGGAUGGCGCCCUCCUCUCUGGUGGUCAGCGGAGCAUGCGGGUACCAGCUGCUCCCAACAAGCUCCUGAUUUUCCGUCACGACAUCAUGGACUACUCCUUUCAGGGCGUGGGCCGGAGCUUGGCGCUGCAGGCUUGGCUCAUGCAGGACAUCGGCAAGUCCCAAGCGAUUCGAGAGAUGUAUCUGAACUUGGGAAAGAUGGGAGACUCGGGCGAGGUGGUGUGCAACCCUGGGCCCGAAGUUCCAGAUGGGCCCAAGGCAAGCAUCAUGGCCCUGACCACGCGGCUUCCUGGGGAGGCCUGGUCUCCGGCGCAAUAUUGGUCUAUGUACAGCUCAGGCACGGACGGCUGCUCACAGUGGCCCUACUCACGCUGGGAGACGGAACCUUACUACGAGGAGGGCGCCGACUCCAUUGCCACCGGCAAAUCCUACACAUGCCAUGGUGGGUUUGUCAGUCAAGACCAGAUCACUCAAUUCGACAACGUUUUCUUCGGCAUCGAUGAGACGGAAGCUCGGUCCAUGAUUCCCGGCCAAAAGAUGUCGAUGGAGGUUGGCUACGAGUGUCUCGUUGCAUCGGGAUUCAACAAACACAGCUUGAAGGGCCGGCGCAUGGGCAUCUGGUUCGGAGAUGUUGGGCCCGACUGGCACAGCUUUCAGACAGAGUGGGCAAGGUUUUGUCCUGACAUUUGCCCAACGAUGAUGGGUCUCAGCAUGAGCUGUGCCACCACAGCCGCGCGCAUCGCCCAUACCUUCGACAUCCGCGGGCCAGUUUCCUCCUACGACACGGCUUGCUCGGCCUCCUUGGUCGCAAUGAACGCCGCACACCUGUGCAUGUUCGACUCGGACCCACCGAAGCCCGACAACGCCGAAGCGUUGAUCGUGGGCGUCAACACGCUGCUGGGACCUGGAUCCUUUAUAGGCAACUGCAUGGCCACGAUGCUCUCACAUCAAGGCCGAAGCUUCAGCUUCAACCGCAGUGCUGAUGGCUACCAGCGCGGCGAAGGCUGUGGAAGUGUCUUCGUGAAGCUGUACCAGGGUGAUAAGCGUGAUGAAGAAGAGCGUGUCUGUGCACUCAUUGGCACGGCAACCAAUCAGGAUGGCCGAAGUGCAAGCUUGACGGCUCCCAAUGGCCCAGCGCAGCAGGCGGUGAUCAAGAAAUCCAUGCGUUUCGCGGGCAUCAACCCGAACACCGUGUCCAUAGCCGAGUGCCACGGCACGGGAACUGCUCUCGGAGACCCAAUCGAAGUCGGCGCGCUCAUGGCAGUCAUGCAUGAGCGGAAAGUCCCAAUCCUGAAGACCAGCGCCAAGAGCAAUGUUGCUCACUUGGAGGCCGGUGCCGGGAUCGCCGGCUUGACCAAGUGCAUCAUGAUGAUCAAUUUCGGCACGGCGCCUCCGAACUGCCACUUCAACAUCAUCAACCCGCACUUGACCAUCGAGGGUUAUCCCGUGUACUUCGACUCGGAGGACAUCGACGUUGGCCUCAGCAGUUUGUACUGUGGGGUUUCGUCCUUCGGGUUUGGCGGCACCAACUCUCGAGCGGAUGUCUACGGGUACGCGACGAAGGGGCACAAGGCGGCCAUGAAGGCCAACUUGCCGACGCCGUCUCUGCCGAGGGCCUUGCACAUCGGGCAGACGCUCUACAUCAGCGGCUCUUGGGACAACUUCGGAUCUUACAAGGCAAUGGAUGGCGGAAGGUACGGUCAGUACACUUGCACGAUUGCUCUGGGUGAAAGCCUGUGCGCAGAGUUUCAGCUGUCCUGCACCCAAGACAGCUUGGAGGUGAUCCAUCCCCUCAUCAAGAAGGCCGACAGUACGGAGCAGAUCGUCGGGCCCGACUACGCAGGGAAAGGGCUGAACUUCUUUAUCGACGGGAAGAAGGACGGCGCAUCACCGGGUGACUUGUAUCAGAUCGACUUCAAUUGGAUGGACGACAAGAAGACCAUCUCCUGGAUGCCCGUGGAGGCCGACGCAUCCCUGGAUGUCCCGGAGGUGCAGGAUGGGCAGCCCGACCAGCUGGAGGAUUAG
Messenger RNA from Symbiodinium natans, 2448 nucleotides. Lineage: Eukaryota; Dinophyceae; Suessiales; Symbiodiniaceae. The record is from the annotation of a GenBank genome assembly.